Acanthopagrus latus (yellowfin seabream) is the source of this 4003-nucleotide messenger RNA. RefSeq names its product protein Niban 1-like. Bases 156 to 3143 code for a protein of 995 amino acids. The record is from RefSeq and is a predicted model, not a curated record. NCBI's taxonomy places the organism in Eukaryota, Metazoa, Chordata, Actinopteri, Spariformes, Sparidae. The transcript is spliced from 14 exons.
CAGAGGAAAUGAGCUGAGCGAAAACCUUAACACAUCAGAGCAGCUCAUUUAGUUACGUAUAGAUUUUGUGUGUGUUGGCCCUCUGUGUGAACACACGGAAAUAACUGAGCUGAGUUUUUCUGACGACAUUUGAGAGGAAGGGAAACACAGACAUUAUGGGAGCAUCUUCCUCCGGCUUGUUGGAUGAGGCCAAAAUCACCAACAUCAAAGGACUUGUGGACAGUACAUACCAGGGCUUCAGUGUGUUUUACCGUCAGCAGUAUUCUGCCGCCUACUUCAGACACUUACACCAGGAGGUGGAGCCUAAGAAAGAGGGGAGGGGCCUCUUGCUCACCAGUGGGCCGCAGUAUGUUCCAGAGGAUGUGCUGUACCAGGGGUGUGUGAAGUUCUCUUGCUGGUAUGAGCAGGGAAAGAAAUUCAGAGAGAGGUACAUUGUUCUAAGAAGAGACUGCAAAGUGGAGAUACAUGAAAACAUGGAGACUUUCAGACGUGGAUGCGCAGCUAAGCUGGUCCUCCAGACAGCAGGGGGCAGAGUGUUCACCACUGAGGAGGAGUCCAGAGCUCUCCUCGAGCAAACCUGUGCUGGAGUACUCAACGAAGUGAAGGACGAUUCUUCAUCGGUGGCGUCGUCUCCAGAUGUGUUUGCUGUGUAUCUGCACCUGCCUUACACAGGCCACACCUGCUUCCUUUUCCAACAAGAAGAGGAACGAGAUCACUUCCUGUCUGCCCUCAAGACCUGCAUCAGACACGGCAACCUCGAUCCCUGGUGUGACUCAUCCUUUGAGACCAAGGCAUUUGUCCGAGCCCUCCAACUCUACCGACAGGACAAAGGAUGCUAUGAAUCCUGGGAAAUGCUGCUUGGAACGAAAGAAAAAGUCCUGGCCUCCCAGGUGAUGGAGGAAGUGUUGCCAUGGUUACAGAGUCAGCUUCAAUCCAGAGUGAAGGGCAAGAAGACUGAAAGGAUACGGCAGUGGCUGGCAACGGUGCAGGCUACAUACACUUUGGUGCUGGAACAACUCACUGCAAGUCUGGAGGCUCUGCGGGAGGAGUGUCAUCAGACAGCAUCAGCCAAUCAGGCACUGAUCAGAUCCAACCUGGACCAGAUAAUGUCCUCUCACUGCUUCCUGGAGGAGAAAGUCCGAGAGAGUAUCUGUGGAGACGCAGAGAAAGUGUGCGGUGAGUGUGUAGCACCCUACAUGUCCUCCAUCCUUGAAGCGCUCACCGAACACAUCAGUGCUGGGAUUCAGGGCAUGCAGCACACAUUGCACACACAGAUGGACUCAGCCUUCACACACACCAAUGGAGGAACACCAGAGACAAAGAAGGCUUUGUCGACGCUUCGCUCCAUCAGUCUGGAUCAGAGCUACAGGCAGGUGGAGAACCUGACAGAGAAAGUUGAAGGCUUAAAACAGCGGUUUGGAUUGAGCAGCACCCAGAAGCUGGUUCACUCUGCGCAUCUGGAGAUGGAGAAGCUGUUGGACAGUGCUGUGUACACCUUAGAGCUCUUCCUCCAAUCAUCAACCAGACUACAGCCUUCUCAGAAACCCGUCAGGAUGGAUCGAGCUAAAGAAAGAGUCCUGAAGCAGCUGGACUAUGACAGCAGAGUCGUCCAGAGGAGGCUCUAUCAGGAAGCUUUACAGGAGAUCACUCUGCCUGCUCUGACCAGGAGGAUGGACAGCAAGUGGAAAACAGAGCUGCAGCAGUUUGAACAGUACAUCUUCUCGGACUACAGCAGUUUUAUCCUGGUUCAUAACAUCUAUGAUGAUGUUCUGAGAAACCUCCUCAGUAAGGAGAUAGACACAGCUCUCCAGGAUGCUACAAGUAAGAAGAGCAACAAUCUCUUAUUAGACACCUCUGAUCUGGCCAUCAGUCAGUACAGUCUGCUGGGGCAGACACCUCCUCGCUCUUCACCAGGAAGCCCAGCCAUUCACGCUCGAGACUCCACCUCAGCAGCACCCAGUGAGGAGCCUGCUCCUGUGGUGGUGGAGGGAGGUCAGACAGCCACAGCUCUGCAGAGCGACCCAGAAGUUAGUGAAGGUGCCAAAUCUGACAUCGGUACCACUCAAAACUCUGACCAGAGCGUAGUGUGUCCAUCUCCCGGGAUCGUUGUGACACAGCAGGCUGAUGAACCAUCGACAGAGGAGGAGUCCUGCUUCGAGGAAACCCAAGAAGAAGUCCAGCCUGAAACUGACGCACCAUCAGCUAUAGCUGACACAACGGACCCCGACGCAGGACAGGAAGUUGGUACACCCGAUGCAUCUGUUGACCCAGAAUCCUCUAAUCCCAUCCCAGACUCUCCCACUCCGUCCUCGCCACCGUCCACAGAUGUUCCAGCUGAAUGUGCACAAAAUGACAAAUCUGCAGCACCUGAAAACUGUGCCGCACCUGACCGUUCAACCUCGGAUCAAGAAACAGAAGGCGUAACUGAUCAGCACAUCUGCGCCUCAUCAACACCCCCUCCUUGUACAGACGGUCCAAUGAAAAUGAGCCUCGGGUCACUCAGCGAGGCCAUUGGUUCUGACGCCUCGAAACCUCCUGUAAUGCAAACAGUGCCGACCACUGACAGAGCUGUGUAUUUGACAGGAGAAAUGAAGGACAACUGGGAGGUGGAGAGGGUAAGAGAGGAGAAACAAAGAGAGGCAGUAGAGGACGAAGAGGUAGACGAGAAAAUCAAAGAAGAGAAAGUAGAGACAGAGACAGGAGAGGGGAAAGAAGAAGAGCUAGAGGGGGGGAGAGCUGAAGGGCAAAUGGGAAGUAAAGCCCCUACAGGAGGUGAGCCUGAUGAUGACGGCUGCCCAUCCCCCGGAUCUCCAGCAGAGAGCGCCACCUGCUUAACCACCGAGCAGAGAGAGCCUGAGGAGAACGUAGAUGAUGAAGGGAAAGGUGGCGAGCUUCAGACCGAGCAAAGAAAAGAAGAUGAGGAGGAAGCGGAGGAGAGAGAUCAUACGGAACAAGAAGAGAGAACAGAGGGAGAGGAGGAGGAGGAGGAGGUUCCUCAAAGCCCUCAGACAAUGGUACUGCAGCCAGAGAGUGCAGCUGAGCUUCCACUGGACAGUGUGGCUCUCAUCAGAGAACUUGUGACUGAGAUCACUGAAGUGGAGACAGUGAUCAGCCCCUGUACCGACCGAAGCCACACCCCCUGACAGACACGUGGCCACAUCCACAUCCAAAGGGCAGCGGUGAACAAAAGAACAACCUAUGAUCAUAAUUAUGUACUAGUUUGAAGAAGGAACAUUUAGUUUGUACAUUAUAAAAGUAACAUUUUAAAAGCUACAGCUAAUUUUUUACUUCUGCUGUUAACAUUUUCUGUUUUUCUGCGAACACUGAAAUGGACAACAUGACCCCAUAAAGCUGCAUUCACUCUUUUUUUUUGCCAUUUGGCCAACACCAACCUAUUGCCACAGUUAUGAUAUGUUGAUGUAGCUAAUGCGCUACCAAACAGUUGUCCAUUUACACAUACAGUCUAGCGACUGCUAGGACUAGGACUUGGUCUAUAAAAUGUUAGAAAACAGUGAAAAACAUCAAUCAGGGUCUCUCAAAACCCCAGAUGACGUCCUUAAGGUGCUUGUUUUGUCCACAACUCAAAGACGUUCAGUUUACAGUCAUACAGGAUGAAAGAAACCUGCAAAUAUAGAAUUCUGUUUUUCUUCAGAAAAAGAAAAACCUACUCAAACCAACUGAUUGAUUAUAUAAAUAGAACUCCAACUUUACACACCAUAGGAGUCUGUAGCCCAUCAGCGGCUAACUACCUCUUCUCCAGCUGGUUUCAACGUAUUUAUUGUUCCAAGUGAUUCUUCUCGGGGACUUUUAGCCAUUAUUUUGACAGGGCAGCUAGUAAUGUCAGACAGGAAAGAGGUAGAGACAGGGAGAAGACUUCUAGUAAAGACUUGGCUGGGCCACUGAUGAGGACUCAGCCUACAUCACGGGGCAGCCGCAGCACCAAGUGAACCAUCCGAGGAUUAGAUCAUUUUCUCUUAUUAACAAAUAAAAAAAAAGACAAACU